CAGCGGCUGGGAGCGAUCGAUAAAGAGGAGCUCGGCCGGUCCGCCGCUUGUGGUGCCCAGAGAGCCAGCACUCCGGACUCUCAUGAGAAGCCUCCUCCCGCAGCCGUCUCCCGCCAGCACCUGCGCUUCACAACAGCCGCUCUCCUUCCCUUCCAAGUCCUGACUUCCAUGGGGAUGAAGGCGGAGGAUUCCGACUACCAGAAGCAGUUCGAAGCAGCCGUCCGCGUCAUCCAAGGCCUUCCCAAAAAUGGUGCAUCGUAUCGUCCGUCCUAUGAGGAAAUGCUGCGUUUCUAUGGUUACUACAAGCAAGCGACUGUGGGCCAGUGCCAGAUCUCUCGGCCCGGGUUCUGGGACCCCAUCGGCAGGUAUAAAUGGGAUGCGUGGAAUAGAUUGGGGAAGAUGACCAAAAGGGAAGCUAUGGCGGCCUAUAUCCAAGAGAUGAAGAAGUCGGCUCAGAAGGUCAUUGACACUGUGCCAUUGGACGAGGCGUCGGAGGACAUGUUUGAACACUUCAAACCCCUCUAUGAGCUGAUCGAUGACAUGCCCCGUCCCCCCGAGUCCUUCUUCAAGAAGAUAUUAGGACCAGGCCGUGUGGAGGGAAGCGUCAGGAGCUCCCAAGGGACCAGUGAUUCGGAGAGCGAGGUGUUCUGCGACAGCCUAGAACAAGUGGAGCCAGAUCAGGUCAGGAGGCUGCCGACAGAGGAAAGCUCCUCCGUGGUCAAUCUUCACAAGAUUCAAGCGGGAGAGGCAAGGGAGCACCCACCUCCCGUGCACGUGCCAGUCGCAACCAGGGAAGAAGAGCUGAGCAAAAGCGAUCUGCAAUCCGCCCCUGCGGAGAAGGACUUGGGCAGCAGCCCCCCAGUCACUGAAGAGACCAGGGCAAGGGCCCCAGUCCAGCAGGAAGUGGAUCUACACAUGAGGAGCACCAUCCAAGCCUUGCAGGAGGACAUCAAGGAAGUGAUGCAGAGACUCAGCUGCCUGGAAUCCUUGGUCACUUUGCAGGGCCAGGCAUCCAAGGCAAACUGCCAGAACGGCGAACUGCAUGUGGCAAAGGAACCGCCCCACCAGCCUUUGCACCUGACUCCUCCUACCUUGUUUUUCCUGCUGGCCUGGCCUUUCUUCGCCCAGUGGCUCAUUUGGCGUUUCCAGAACUGGAAGAGGUGAAUCGCUGCCUGUUCUUGGCAUUCUGUUUUCUUAAGAUCUGUAUUUGAAAACCCGCAGCGUUGGCAGCAACGGCCCAGAGGGCUUGGAAGUGUAAACACCUCGGCUCCCCCACCAGCGCCUCUACCUGCCAAGGACAAUGAAGCAGGGAACA
Molecule: messenger RNA, 1315 nt
Organism: Gekko japonicus
Lineage: Eukaryota; Metazoa; Chordata; Lepidosauria; Squamata; Gekkonidae
Gene: ACBD4
Product: acyl-CoA binding domain containing 4
Exons: 10
Coding region: 169-1164 (331 amino acids)
Biological process (GO): fatty acid metabolic process
Molecular function (GO): fatty-acyl-CoA binding
Source: RefSeq, a predicted model, not a curated record